Molecule: messenger RNA, 1481 nt
Organism: Dalotia coriaria
Lineage: Eukaryota; Metazoa; Arthropoda; Insecta; Coleoptera; Staphylinidae
Product: palmitoyltransferase ZDHHC6
Exons: 7
Coding region: 166-1320 (384 amino acids)
Biological process (GO): protein palmitoylation
Cellular component (GO): Golgi apparatus
Molecular function (GO): palmitoyltransferase activity
Source: RefSeq, a predicted model, not a curated record
CAUUCGUCACAUAGACAACCCAAAAUGUUUGUAGUAGAUUAAAGUUGUGUUUACGUUUCCUUUCAUAACUACACCAUUUCGUUAAAGGCCUGCAAUAGGUUCUAAAUUUAUAUAAGUAUGAACUACUAGUUGUAAAAGUACGUAGCUUUAAAUAAAGAGUUCAAAAUGUGCGUUGGACCAAUCGCGAGAUUAAAACAUUGGGGUCCAAUUACUGCACUUGGUAUUAUCAAAGUUGUCACCGGCAUGACGGUGCAUUGUGGCACGAUUCUAUGGCCGCCCAACACAGGUCAAGGCCUGCUUCUAACUGCAUCCUUUUUGAUUUUGUCAGGCCUCACACUUUACAAUUUUUUGUCUGCAGUAUUCCAUGGGCCUGGUCAUUUGCCACUUAAAUGGGAACCAAAAGAUGAAAGUGUCAAACAAUUCCUACAGUUUUGUUCAGUUUGUAAAGGAUUUAAAGCUCCAAGAUCACAUCACUGUCAAAAAUGUGGUAGAUGCAUCAUAAAAAUGGACCAUCACUGUCCAUGGAUCAAUAAUUGCGUUGGUUGGGGCAACCAGGCGCACUUUACAUAUUUUUUAAUGUUUGCUGUGAUUGGAUGCAUGCAAGCCACUUGCAUUCUGACCUGUUCCUUAUACAAAGCUUUGUAUUACAACUGGUAUAGAUACUACACACCGGAAGCACCUCGAAUUUAUUUCAGUGCCACCGGGUUGAUUACAUGCGUAACUGCGCUUGGCUUAGCGAUAGGUAUUGUUGUCGCUGUUGGUAUGCUUUUAUUUUUACAAGUUCGUGGAAUACUUCGCAAUAGAACCGGCAUCGAAGAUUGGAUUUUAGACAAAGCAAUUCGACGUCGUGUGAAUUCCAAGGAAAAAUUUACGUAUCCCUACAACCUUGGCUGGUGGCGUAACACCAAACAAGUUUUAAAUUUUAGCGGUUCACCGAUUGGCAACGGUGUGCAUUGGGAAGUUGUAGACGGCUGUGAUCAAUACACAUUAACUAAAGAGCAAUUACUACAAAAAGCCGAGAAAAGAAAACGCACAAAGCUGUAUCACAUCAUCCGGGCAGCUUCUGGUGCUUGGGUGCCGAUUUGUCAAGGAUUCCGUGUGUUUUUAACGCUUCCUUGCUCGGAUGAGCCUAGAAUUAAGUUGGCUGUAGGCGAUCAAGUGAUGGUAACCAGAUGGAAUAAGCAUUGGUUGUUUGGUGAGUUGGUAAGAAAAGAUAUUAGAGAAGGUGAAACAGCUCCACGAAUACGAGGCUGGUUUCCACGGCGAUGCGCCGUGCAAACUGUCGAGGAGGAUUCAGAUAUGAGUAGAAAAAAGAAGUGAUUCAGGGGUAUUCAUCAUGUGACUAAUUUAUCUAGUCCAUUAUUGCUAAAUUAGUACAUUCUUUUUAAUAUUAUCUAUACAGUACAAAUGAUUUAUGGAUAGAAUUCAUAUUUAUAUACAAUUAUGUAUGAAAUAAAACAUUCUUUUUUUUCAUUUCAUAA